AUGAAUCCUCCCACGGUUGUCGCUAAGGGUGACGCUCCGCCACCAUCGCAGGCGGACGUCUCGGCCUUCCUCGAUGCGAUUUUUAAUGCAAAGACUUCCAACGCCUCCAUAGAAGCCGCCUAUGGCCUGUGCGAGCUCCUCCAGAACGCCCCCUCGGUCGGCUUCCGCGGCCUGGAACAAUACGGCAUUGUGGACGAGAUCAAGAAGGCUGCCGCAGACAAGAAGUCGGGUUUGAGGAGAGAGAGCGCCCAGAACCUGCUGGGUGCCCUCUUUGAGCGCUUCCCUCCCAAACAGCCCAUAUCCGAAGUGGUCUUCCUCGUCAAAGAUGGCGGCCUGGUCGGCACUGCCUUCGAUGCGCUGGCAGACAAAGGCGCCGUUGUCCGCGACGCUGCGCAGUACGGUCUUGAUGCACUGUUCAACCAGCUCAGCCCCGAGGCCCUCGUGGUCGGCCUCCUCCCUGCGCUGCAGGCCUACCUGUCCAAGAAGACUGGAAAAUGGCAGGGCACGGUCGGCGCACUCACGAUGAUGCAGAAGAUGGCCGACAAGGCCAAGCUGGAAAUUGGCACGAGCAAGGAGGAGGCAUACGACAAGGAGGUCCUGCGCGAGAUCAUGGGCGCCAAGCUGGCCGCUCUGAUCCCCCUCGUCGAGGACGGCAUGCACGACCUCAAGACCGAGGUCGAGAAGCAGGCUGUCAAGACCAUGGACUCGCUCACGGCCCUGCUGCAGAACGACGAUGUCGCCCCGAGAAUACCUCUGCUUCUCGAGUCGAUGCAGAAGCCGUCGGCCCAGUCCGUGCAGAAAGCCAUCCACGCCCUCUCCCAGACCACCUUUGUCGCCGUCGUCACCUCGCCCGUCCUCGCCCUCCUCACCCCUUUCCUCGAGCGAUCUCUCAACAACCCGGGCACCCCGCAAGAAGUCCUGCGACAGACCGUCGUCAUCACCGAAAACCUGACCAAGCUCGUUCAUGAUCCCAUCGAGGCUCGCACUUUCCUUCCCAAGCUGCAGCCCGGCGUGAAGGGUGUCGUCGAGAGGGCGUCUCUCCCCGAGGUUCGUGAGCUGGCUACACGGGCGCUGGGCGUCAUGGACACGGCCAUGGCCACGGACAAGGAGGUGGUCGAGCGCAUCAGCGCCGAGGACGUCGCCAAAGUUGUGGACGCCGAGAUCAAGAACAACGGCGGUCUGUAUGCUGGCCAUCUAGACUCGUACAAGCUGAUCCGGCCGUACAUGUGCUCGAUGGCCGCCGAGGACGUCAAUCACCGCUUCGUCGACCGCAUCGCUGCCAGGAUUGCGCCGUACCUCCAGGGUCUCCUCCAGAAGAAACCUGAUGAGGCCCCUAAGGCCGUCGCCGAGGCCGUCCAAAAGUACUACGUGGAUGAGGAUCACCGCAAGUACGGCGAGCCCGAGAAGGAUGAUGAUGGCGAGGUUGAGAUUGUCAAUGCCAACUUCUCUUUGGCCUACGGUGGCAUGCUCCUGCUGUCGCACACCAACCUGCGCCUUCUGAAGGGCCACCGGUACGGUCUCUGCGGUCGCAACGGUGCUGGCAAGUCGACCCUGAUGAAGAGCAUCGCUGGUGGUAAGCUGGAGGGCUUCCCCUCGCAGGAUGUCCUCCGUACCUGCUACGUGGAGCACAACCAGGGCGAGGAUGCCGACAUCAGCAUCCUCGAGUUCGUCGCCAAGGAUCCUGAGAUUGCCAAGAACGGCAUCGAGCGCAUCUCCGAGGUCCUGUCCGAAUUUGGCUUUACCGCUGGGCCCGAGGGCAGACAGGCCGAGCGUGUCGGCUCCCUGUCUGGAGGCUGGAAGAUGAAGCUCGCUCUCGCCCGCGCCAUGCUGCAAAAGGCCGAUGUGCUCCUCUUGGACGAGCCGACUAACCACCUGGACGUCGCCAACAUCGCCUGGCUGGAGAACUACCUCAAGACGCACCCAGAUAUCACCAGCCUGAUCGUCUCUCACGACUCGGGCUUCCUGGACAACGUCACCACGGAUAUCUACCACUACGAGCCCGGCAAGAAGCUCGGCCACUUCAAGGGUAACCUGAAUGCCUUUGUCAAUGUUCGCCCCGAGGCCAAGAGCUACUACACCCUCUCGGCCAGCAACGUCCAGUUCAAGUUCCCGCCCCCUGGUAUCCUGUCGGGCGUCAAGUCCAACACACAGGCCGUCAUCCGCAUGUCCAAUGUCAGCUUCGCCUACCCGGGCGCGGCCAAGCCCUCGCUGUCUGAGGUCUCGUGCAAGCUGACCAUGUCGUCCCGCGUGGCCAUCAUCGGCCCCAACGGUGCCGGCAAGUCGACCCUCAUCAAGCUGCUCACGGGUGAGACCAUCCCGAGCACCGGAAAGGUCGAGAAGCACCCCAACCUCCGUAUCGGAUACAUCAAGCAGCACGCCCUGGAGCACGUCGAGAUGCACCUGGAAAAGACGCCCAACCAGUACCUGCAGUGGCGCUAUCAGAAUGGUGACGACCGCGAAGUCCACCUGAAGCAGACCCGUGUCAUGUCGGACCAGGACCGCGCCCAGAUGGAGAAGACUAUCGAUAUCAAUGAUGGCAAGGGCGCUCGCCAGAUCGAGACGCUUGUCGGUCGGCAGAAGUACAAGAAGUCCUUCCAAUACGAAAUUCAAUGGAAGGGAUGGCUCCCCAAGCACAAUAGCAUGAUGUCCCGUGAGACCCUGAUCGAGCUGGGCUUUGACAAGCUCGUCCAGGAGUUUGAUGACCACGAGUCGUCCCGCGAGGGUCUCGGCUACCGCGACCUGCAGCCCGCGGUCAUCUCAGAGCACUUCAAGGACCUCGGCCUCGACCCCGAGAUUGCCAACCACAAUGAGAUUGGGUCACUGUCGGGCGGACAAAAGGUCAAGGUUGUCCUCGCUGGCGCCAUGUGGAACAACCCGCAUCUCCUCGUGCUCGACGAGCCCACCAACUUCUUGGACCGUGAUUCCCUCGGUGGCCUCGCCGUGGCCAUCCGCGACUUCAAGGGCGGUGUGGUCAUGAUCUCCCAUAACGAGGAGUUCGUCGGCGCCCUGGCCUCGGAGCAGUGGCUCGUCCGUGACGGUCGCGUCGCACACAAGGGGUCCUCGGCCAUCGCCCUCGACCGCUUUGAGGACUCGCGGCCCGGGUCUGCCAUCCCGUCUGGCGUCAACACCCCCAUCGGCCUUGCCUCCACCGUCGCCUCCACUGUGGCCUCGGCCGUGUCCAGCGCCGUCAACUCGGGCGUCGAGGACAAUGCCGACGACGUGCCGCUCAAGUUCCGCGCCAAGAAGAAGAGAAAGAAGACCAAGAAGGAGCUCAAGGAGCAGGAGGUGCGCAGACGCCUCCGCCACAUUGAGUGGCUGAACAGCCCCAAGGGCACCCGUCACCCGCCCGACACGGACGAGGAGGACGAGGGCAGGGGCCGCAAGGAAAAAUAUCCCUGCUGCAACGCCAAUGCUUAA
This is a messenger RNA of Cryphonectria parasitica EP155, 3417 nucleotides long. RefSeq lists its product as uncharacterized. Lineage: Eukaryota; Fungi; Ascomycota; Sordariomycetes; Diaporthales; Cryphonectriaceae. The coding region runs from base 1 to 3417 and encodes 1138 amino acids. The record is from RefSeq and is a predicted model, not a curated record. The transcript has 2 exons. Gene Ontology annotation, molecular function: ATP binding; ATP hydrolysis activity.